Papaver somniferum (opium poppy) is the source of this 1383-nucleotide messenger RNA. RefSeq names its product probable carboxylesterase 2. The transcript has a single exon. Gene Ontology annotation, molecular function: hydrolase activity. The coding region runs from base 49 to 1092 and encodes 347 amino acids. The record is from RefSeq and is a predicted model, not a curated record. Lineage: Eukaryota; Viridiplantae; Streptophyta; Magnoliopsida; Ranunculales; Papaveraceae.
UCAUUUAAUCAUCUUGAUAUUGUUCUUCUUCUUCUUUUGUACAUAACAAUGGAGGCAAUUAAUUCUGGAUUAGCUUAUGAACUUUUACCUUAUUUGAGGGUGUAUAAAAAUGGUCGAGUUGAGAGGCUAUCGCAUUACCGAGAUGAAUUUGUUCCUCCAUCGAUUUUCAGAGAUUUGAAAAUGAGUGUUUCAUCAAAAGAUGUUGUAAUUGUACCUCAAACUGGUCUGUCUGCAAGACUAUAUCUUCCCAAGUCAAUCACCCACGCAGAGGAGCAGCAACAGAAGAAGAAGCUUCCCCUUCUCGUUUAUUUCCACGGCGGAGCAUUUUGCACCUAUUCCACCUUGAAUCCUAGAUACCACGAUUAUCUAAAUUCUUUAGUUGCAGAGGCAAAUGUUGUUGCCGUCUCGGUGGAAUACCGACGAGCUCCAGAGAAUCCUCUCCCUGUGGCUUAUGAAGAUUCAUGGGCAGCCUUAAAAUGGGAACUUUCUCACUCUCUGUCCGAUCAACAAGGCCAUGAGAUCUGGUUAAGUGAUCAUGCUGAUUUCAAUCAAGUUAUUUUGGGUGGUGACAGUUCCGGUGCUAAUAUCGCACACAACAUGGCAAUUCGUGCUGGAAUUACACCUGAGCAAAUUUUCGGUUUGAAGCUUUGGGGGGUUGUUUUAGUGCAUCCUCACUUUUGGGGGAUGGAACCAAUUGGUGUAGAGAAAUUAGACAUGGAUUUGAAGCAAAGAGUAGACAAGUUAUGGCUUACGGUUUGUCCAACAACAACAGCCGGUAAUGACGACCCGCUGAUCAACCCUGCAACUGACCCAAAAUUUUCGAGCUUGGGAUGCAACAAAGCGUUGGUAUGUGUUGCAGAGAAAGACUUAUUGAGAGACAGAGGAUGGUUUUAUUAUGAGACACUGAAGAAAAGUGGUUGGGAAGGUGUCGUUGAGAUUAUGGAGUCUAAAGGAGAGGGUCAUGUGUUCCAUUUGCAUAACCCCAGUUCUGAAAAUGCUCUGAAGUUACCGGGUAAUGAAAAACCCAUUUCCUUGAUGUCAAUUCUUCUUUGCUUCUUCGAUAAAUCAAGUUCUUUCUUGUUCACAUCUUGAAAAUCAGCAUGUGGAUAGAUUGAACUCCACCUCCUUAGCACCAUUUUCUUGAAUCAGGUGAUAUUUAGCUUUCUUUUUCUUGUAGUAGUUGCAGUAUAGGAAAUACCAGGAUCGAACAAAAAGAUCAGCAUACUAUUUUUGUUAACAUUAUUGUAUCCAAAUAUAGAGAUACUACUGAUAUCUUUCUUAACAAUAAAAGAGUUGUUUGACUGACCCUUGAAUAAGGGAGAAAGAUAAUCGGUUUCACUUUGAGACGAAUAAGGAAAGUACCUUCCAAGUCAAUUUUUCCUA